This is a messenger RNA of Mercurialis annua (annual mercury), 1750 nucleotides long. RefSeq lists its product as uncharacterized. Bases 148 to 1488 code for a protein of 446 amino acids. The record is from RefSeq and is a predicted model, not a curated record. NCBI's taxonomy places the organism in Eukaryota, Viridiplantae, Streptophyta, Magnoliopsida, Malpighiales, Euphorbiaceae. The transcript has 2 exons.
CGCCGUUUUAUGAUUUAAAACCAAUUUGUGUUUGGGUACUGGAGUAGCUUUAUCCUAUUUCGGAUUUAAAUAAUACCUCCAGAAAAAAAAUCCCUAAAACCCUAAUCCACUCUCACCAAUUCAAAAUUUCUUACCCUAAUCGUAACCAUGGAAGAUAAUUUCAGAAUCCGAGUCGAUAAAGCUUUUGGCGCGCUCGCCUCGUCUUCCUCGACGACGGAGCCGCCGCCGUCCUCUAAUUUAAGCUCUCUAUGGAGCCUAACAGACGACGAAAUUGAGCGAAAUGAGUGGAACCGAGUCAACAACGGUCCGGAACCCGAAACCGAUUUAUUUCCGGUCAAGAAGGGGUUUCUAAACAGCGAUCGGGAAAAGACAGAUGUCGGCUUUCGGUUGGAGCUGGAGGAGCUGGAUGAUCUCGACGAUGACGAUGAACAGUCAUCCGGUGGCUCACGUGGCACUUCCGGCCAGGUGGCGAAUCCGAAACCUGAUGAUUAUAAUGAUGAGGAGUGGGAAAUUAAGAACUCUAUUGGCUUGGACUGUACUCUUGAUAAUGAGGAAGAGGAAGACCAAUAUGAUAAAGUGGCUGUUGGGGAUGACAAACCUGGUGACCGAUUGUACUUAAAAGAAAUAAGUGACUACGGAAUUGAGAUUGAUUCUAACAAUGAGCUUCCCGUUUCGCUCAAAACGGUUGCUAGAGAUCCACGAGCGAAUCAUAUGGCUGCCAAACUUAGGCUUAAAGAAGACGAUGCGGCUGCGAAGAAAAUGGAUUCUUUGCAGGUUUCUGAGCAACAUUUGCCGGAUAUUGUUGGUGAUCGAGUUAAGGCGAAUGAUGAUGGUAAUUUGAAAUCUAUUCUGAAGAGAAGGGACGAUGAGUCUGAUUCUAAGUUGAAAAGUGAACAUCAGUUGAAUUCGAAGUCGCAAAAACGCGUUAGGUUUGACCCAGAGUGUAAAGAUGAUCAAGAUAAGGAGUCUGAUGAAGACAUCAAUGGAGGGAUGGAUACUGAUUCAGAAGAUAAGUCUUUGGUUUAUCCUUUACCUCCGGAUUAUCCGUCUGGGAUUCCUGAUUAUAUGCGAAAUCCUUCAAGAUACACGCGGUACACUUUUGAGUCAUCUACUGAUGUAGAUGACCAAUCUAACCAGCAAGCUUUUAUGGAUUUCCUCAAUACACUUAAGAAGUCGAAAGGCACCGAAUCAGAGCUAGAUGAUGCUCCUGCUGAGCUUCCGAAAUCAUUAACCUUCAUACCUAGGAGGAAAAUUGGUGAUACUGAGAUGGUAGAUAGUCACACUGAUACAAAGCAAAACGAAGAUCACGCUGAUAAGGAGCUUUUGCAUAGAAAGGGUGCUCCCAUUAGCUUUGCAGGUGAUAAUGCAGAAGAGAGUGAAGCUAGCGCCAUGGACGAAGAUGAACCGGUUGAUAAGAAAAACAGUUCACAGAGAGCAGGCCGCAAGUAUCGGAUAAAGGAGAGAGUAGAAGUCGAAGAUUCUAAUUAAGAGGUUUGCUUUCUUUUGUGAUACACCAUACUUACUAGCUGCUACUUCUAUAGUUUUAUUGGAAGCUUAGCUGACUGUUUAAAAACGGUAUUCAUAUGUCCCUUAGCAGGGUUGGAGCUGGCUUCUUGCUUAGAAAUAAUUCAGAUGACAUUUUGUUGUUGCUAAUAUACCUCAAGUGUCAAAGUUUGUAAUUGAUUGGUCCCAAGUAACGUGGUGUUGUAACAUUGCUCAGAACACUUCCUCUAACAGACAUUGAUAUUCA